Messenger RNA from Bradysia coprophila, 1430 nucleotides. It is a transcript of the gene nSMase, whose product is annotated as neutral sphingomyelinase. The record is from RefSeq and is a predicted model, not a curated record. NCBI's taxonomy places the organism in Eukaryota, Metazoa, Arthropoda, Insecta, Diptera, Sciaridae. Gene Ontology annotation, molecular function: sphingomyelin phosphodiesterase activity.
UGCUCCCAUUCUUUCCAGAGCGAUGACAACGGGUACAAAAUAUGCUACCAGGGAAAAUGUCAACGAACUAUUGACACCUUUGUUUGCAAACACCAGCUGAUUUAAGCUUGGAAUUAUAUUUUUGUUGCAUUUUGCAUAGCGACGAUAGAGACAGACAGACGCUUCUAUGAUGUCAUUAUGAUUUCAAUAGUCGAGUUAAGCAUCCUGACACUGAAUAUAUGGGGGAUUCCAUUCAUUUCAAAGGACCGGAGCCUCAGAGUGAAUGCAAUCAGCAAGCAGUUAGCUGAUGGUGACUAUGAUGUCGUUUCACUACAAGAAGUGUGGAGCAACGACGACUUUGAAUACAUCCGGAAAGUAACGCAGAAAAGUUUGCCGUUCUCUCAUUACUUUCACAGCGGUGUCGUUGGAUCAGGACUGUGUAUUUUAUCGAAAUAUCCCAUCACAAUGACACUAUUCCAUUCGUGGUCGGUCAACGGAUACGUUCAUCGUAUUCAACAUGGUGAUUGGUUCGGUGGCAAGGGAGUCGGCUUGUGCCAAAUUAUGGUGCAGAAACAACCGAUAAACAUUUACAUUGCUCAUCUUCAUGCCGAAUACGAUCGAGAUUGUGAUGACUAUAAGGCGCACAGAGUAAUUCAAUCGUUCGAUACUGCUCAAUUCAUAGAAAGUACUCGUGGCGAAUCGAUAUUACAGGUACUGGCCGGAGACUUAAAUACGGAACCAGGUGAUCUGGCACACAGGUUAUUACUGUCCACGGCAAAAUUGACUGAAACUUGCGACAAUAGUGUUCCAACUUGUGAUAAUCCGACAAAUUCGUACACACCACAAUCGACGAUAGAUUCUUUGCCGAACGGGAAGCGCAUCGAUUACAUUCUCUAUCGACCUGGUAGAGAUUGUCAGGCAAAUGUGCUCGACUACAAGCUCCCACUAUCGCACUCCAUACCCGAUCAUCCAAUCAGCUUUUCCGACCAUGAAGCCGUCUAUUCUCGCAUUCGAAUAACGCUUCCUCAGAGCCCAUUGCCAGACAGCUCGAAUAUUACCUUUAAGAACGAAGACAACGGUCUAGUUACCGCCCUGAACGAAGCAAUCGACAUUUGCCGGGACAAUUUGGAGAAGCUUCGUUCGCAUAAGACGAUCUAUUUCACCAUGGCACUAGCUGUCAUGAUGACACUCUUUUAUCUCAUUGACAUGGUUCCGCCGUAUGGACUGCAGACAAUGUUUACGGUGCUGCGGGUGAUCGUGUCUGGACUGGCGUUAUUUUUCUUAUUUAUGGCCACAUUGUGGAAUUCGAUGGAAGCGAAUGGCAUUUUGGCGGGGAAGUUGGCUAUGGAGAUAUCGUUGCGGAAUGCCGAGAGUGAAAAGGCAAUUGAUAGAAGUUUAUAGGAAAUGUAAAGUAAAAUCACCGCAAGGAAAUAAAUGACUUCUUGAACAUG